Molecule: messenger RNA, 2051 nt
Organism: Paramisgurnus dabryanus
Lineage: Eukaryota; Metazoa; Chordata; Actinopteri; Cypriniformes; Cobitidae
Gene: phpt1
Product: phosphohistidine phosphatase 1
Biological process (GO): peptidyl-histidine dephosphorylation
Cellular component (GO): cytosol
Molecular function (GO): protein histidine phosphatase activity
Source: RefSeq, a predicted model, not a curated record
ACUGCGUUGGACACGCCUUAAAUGACAGGCUUCUUUUCUGUACUGAACUUCUCAAUAGUCUUCUUGGGGUUUUUAAGUAACGCGUUUGCUAAAAUGUCAGCCGAACGUCUCGCUAAAAUCCCCGAGGUUGAUAUAGAUGCGAAUGGCGUGUUUAAAUAUGUCCUCAUACGCGUGCACAGCAAAACUGACGACGAGUCACAUGUGGAUAUUGUGAGAGGAUACGCAUGGGCCGAGUAUCACGCUGAUAUAUAUGAUCGUGUUUCUGGAGAACUGGAGAGAGCAGGUGGGGUGGACUGUGAAUGUCUCGGAGGAGGACGAAUCAAACAUAACAGCGCUGAGAAAAAAAUCCACGUCUACGGCUAUUCCAUGGGCUUCGGAAGAGCAAAGCAUGCCGUUUCCACUGAGAAAAUAAAGGCUUGUUACCCAGACUACGAGGUCACUUGGGCAGAUGAGGGGUAUUAAGAAGUUGUUUCCAACUUGUCUGUCUUAACAGAGUAAUGGACUGUUUCAGGUUGUGCCAAAGUUGGAAAAAAAAACAUGGACAUAUUAACAUGAUUCAGAUAUGGAUGAAAAAAGGCCAACUUUUCACAUUAAAGCCGGAGGUCAUUUUCUUUAUUAUUUUUGUAUUAAUUGGAACUUAUUUCAACAAGGAAGAAUUUACAGUGGGGAAAUAAGUAUUUAACACAUCUGCAUUUUUACUAGUAAGGAGAUUUAUUAUGACUCAACUUGUAUACUUAAAUGUUCUGAUUUCUAUGAAUUCAAUAUUUGGCUUGAUAGCUACAUCUGGUGGUAAUUUUGUGUCAAUAGCCCACUUAGAAAUCCCCGUACUGUUAAAAAUCUUGAUGUGUCAAAUAUUUAUUUACUUAUUUUUGUGGUUAUAAACGUAGCUAUUUAAUUUACCAAGAUAGGAAAUGAUGCACUAAAUAGGUUAGUGGGGAAGGUUAUUUAUUUUAUGGUAUACUAUAAAACUAUUAUAUAGCUAAAGGUGACAUCCUGAAAAAGAUGUUAACUCAAGGGAAGCAAGCACUCUACAGACCGUUUUAUUAUGCGGUCAGGUUAAAUAAAGUCACAAUACAACUUAAAUGCACUUGAGUAUAGUAAGAAAAAGGUGUCAUUAAGGUUAUUUAUGGUGCUUAACUACUACGCAUAAAAAUCUUUUGUAAGAUCCACCAGACAUGAUCCGGAGGUUGUAAACCUUGCUUACAAACUUAAGCUUGUCAGCAUUGUUUCUUGAAAAUCUCAUUAAAAUGUGUAAUAAUUUCUUUCCAGGUAUAAAGAAAUUAUAUUUGAAUGUACUAAAAAUAUACUUAAAUACCAGCAAGUAUAUUUUUAGUACAUUAAUAUGUUUGUGCUAAAUGAUAAGGGAUUCCCAGUUUCCAAGACAGGACAGGUGUGUUUAUUUAUAAAUUAUGCUAAUGACUUAAAUAUCCUAAGGCCUAGUCCUGGUUUAAGCUAAUCCCUUUCUGGGAAACCAUCUCUAAGGGGUGGUUUCCCAGACAGGGAUUAGCUUAAACCAGGACUAGGCCUUAGUUUAAUUAGGAAAUAUAACUAGUUUUAACAAAUAUGCCUUCCUAAAAACAUUACUUGUGUGCAUUUUUAAGCAAAACAAAGAGCACUGAUGUAUUUUAAGAUAUGUCAAUGCAAGUUUUUUAUAGUUAAGACAGCUCUUUCAUUUAUUUUAGUCUAGGACUAGUCUAAUCCCUGUCUGGGAAACCACCCCUAAAAAGUUAUACACUUCAAAAUUACAAAUUAAAGGUAUACUUUAACUUCAGUAGUACCUUAGUGCACAAAUAAGUAUACUAAAUGUAUUAAAUAUAAUAAAUGAAUUAAUAAAAUAUUACAUUUGGCGACACCAGACAAGUUUUACUAAAGCAUUUGUAUAAACUACAGCAUUUAAAGCGACAGUGUCAAAUCAGCAAAUUUUUCAUUUAAGCCCUAAAAAUGUCACAAAAGUAAACAUUUGUAUUACUUGAAUGUAGGUUUUACUUGCACAAACCAUAGAAAUGCACUGCAUUUGUUGAAUAAAUUAUUUUUGUCUCUAUUAUUGCUAA